AUGCAAAAAUCAUGCCAUAUCUCCACAUUACCUUUGUUCAGGAUGUUUGCUUUUUCUUUAUGUUAUUUGAUGGUUUGUGGCAUACAUUUGAUCUACAGUCAUGCAGAAGCAUGCAGUUAUCCUUACCGUAGAGUUGGAAAGAAUUGUUACCUUAUAAAUCAAGAAAAAGUGACAGCAGAUACUGCAUUCGCACCAUGCAUAAGACAUGGUACGUACUUAGCCAAUUUUGAGACUCUAGAAGAAUUACUGUUGAUGAAAUAUGAAUUGAAGAAAAUGAAUUCUGGUUCUAGUUUUUUCAUUGGUGGACGUAAUGUCAAUAGAUAUAUUUCUGGUGGAGAUUGGAGAUGGAUAAAGCAAGGAAAAAUGACAAAGAUGGCGUAUUUUGACUUUGAUUCAAAUGAACCAAACGGGUCAUUAGCGCUUCCACAAGACUGUGUGUUACUCAAUGCUGGUAGUAGGUAUAAUCUCCGAAGUGAUACCUGUGAUGCCUAUUCCAUAGGUUUCAUCUGCGAAAAAUGAAUACAGUCAACUUCAUUCAAUAAACAAUUUGUGUCUUGA
Mytilus trossulus (common blue mussel) is the source of this 558-nucleotide messenger RNA. Its product is annotated as macrophage mannose receptor 1-like. The coding region runs from base 1 to 519 and encodes 172 amino acids. Lineage: Eukaryota; Metazoa; Mollusca; Bivalvia; Mytilida; Mytilidae. The record is from RefSeq and is a predicted model, not a curated record. The transcript is spliced from 4 exons.